This is a messenger RNA of Oldenlandia corymbosa var. corymbosa, 2131 nucleotides long. NCBI's taxonomy places the organism in Eukaryota, Viridiplantae, Streptophyta, Magnoliopsida, Gentianales, Rubiaceae. The record is from the annotation of a GenBank genome assembly.
AAAAACUAUAAAUGAACUAGCUGAAUUGAGCCAAAAAGAAUUCUGUGGGAAAGAAAAACAUGAACAACAACAAUAAAAAAAUAAGAGAAUUCGCCAAGUAAGCAAUUAAACUCCAGGCAGAGUUCUACUUACAAAUUUCGAAAGAUGGAUAAAGAUCUGAGUGAGGUCAUCAAUAUGAGUAGAAUCAGACACAUUGAGCGCCAAUUCCAUGAUGAGCACAACAUCAGAUUCAACCUCGCGAGGAGGCAGUUCUGAAGCAGCAGAAAGUAUGGAGUCGGAUUGGGAAAAUAUAACGUGAUUGAGGAGGCGGAGGUGGUCGUUGUUGUUGACACCAACUCCAUCGGAAGUUUGAAUUUCGUCCCUUAGAGUUAGAAACGCCGUUCGCCAUUGCCUCGUGGAUGAUGAAGAUGAAGAAGAAGAAGCAGCAGCUGUUGAUGUAAAUGCCAUCAAUGCCUCAACAAAUCACUCAGCCACACCUCAAUCUGCACUGUUUUAAUUCUUUUCUUCCCUUUACGAAUUUCUCAGCCCAGUCAUUCACCAUCUCUUCCCGUCGUCGUUCAUUUCACGGUGGUUGCGCGGCAGUUGUGGCGGUGCAAGGGGCAAGAAGAUUCGACGGCCUGAUGACCCAAUGUAUAUUACGGGUCAAAUUGUUUGGGCUUUGGCUUCCUUGAGCAUUCUUUUUGUUUGGGCCUGAUUUAGAAUUGGGCUUCAAGCAAUCUCUUCUACAAUUUUCUCCGAGUCAGCUUCUCCAGGUUUUUGAAGUCAUUGGAAGCAGAAGAGGACAAAGGAGAAGAAACAAUUUUUUUAAUAAUAUUAUUCGCAGCCAGACGCUCAAGGGCGGAGAUUGCUUUCAUUGCUUUGGUCCAUACAUAAAUUAAUUAACAAAUUACUUAAUUUUCGCCCAGAAAUGGAUUGAUAAGAACGAGACUUGUGGGGAUAUGGUGUACAGCUGAAUCUCCCUUAAGAAUCAGAGAAUCAGAAUCCGAAGGAAGGGAUUCAUUUCAUCACUCUUCCAUUGAAGAUGGAUGGAAGGUUUAUUAGAUUAUGGCCAUGGAACACUUUCACUAUCGGAGCCGUGCUGUUGAUUCUCACUUACCGAUUCUUCAGGUGGUGCUCCGCUUGCCUCCGUCGCUCCUCCGCCGUUAAACCCGUUCCUCACGCCAUACCAUCGUCAUUCUCCGACGUCCCUGCCCCUCAAGCUAGAAUCUCUGCCAUAAUAUCUGACACUGAUCUAAAGAAUCUGGUUGAUGAGGUGAACGACAAAAUUCACCGGGCUGAGGAUUGGGAGCAUGUCAUUGAUCGAAGGAACCAUAUGUUUUCCUACACUGCCAAACGUACUAAGCCAAAGGAUGGUCCUGUCAAAUAUCUGAGUCUUACAGUGUUUGAGAAUUGCUCCCCUGAGUUGCUGAGAAAUUUUUACAUGGAUAAUGACUAUAGGAAAACUUGGGACAAUACGAUAAUUGAGCAUAAGCAGCUGCAAGUGGAUGUUAGUAGCGGAACUGAAUUUGGUCGUACAAUUAAGAAGUUCCCUUUCCUAUCACCGAGAGAGUAUGUAUUAGCUUGGAGAGUUUGGGAAGACAAACACGGGGCCUUCUAUUGUCUUAGCAAGGGAUGUGAACAUCCUCGUGCCCCAAGCCAGAGGAAAUAUGUAAGGGUUAUGUUCCAUAGGUCUGUAGCGGGUCGAAAUGCAUGUGAAAUCACAAUGGUGCAUCAAGAGGACGCUGGUCUGAAUGUGGAGAUGGCAAAACUUGCAUUUGCAAAGGGCAUAUGGAGUUACGUAUGUAAAAUGAAUGAUGCCCUCCGUUUGCAUUCGUUAAAACAUACUCCAGCCUUGAAUGAAGCAAUGCUAAUUCAAAAGUUUCCCCCCGGGCUUGAAGACAUUGAUCAUAGAAGCACGACUCAUUCAGAAGUUGCAGCAGAUACUGUUUGCUAUCGGCAGGCAUCCGAAAGCCAUGGUAGUAGGUCUGUCAAAGCUCCUCCAAAUAAAUUAUUGAAAAAUGGUUUGAUCCUAGUAGGGAGUGCAAUCUGCCUAUCUCGGGGCCAUUCCAGCUUGGGUGCAAAAGUUGCGAUGGUAUAUAUUUUGACCAAGUUAACUAAGCGCCGUGCUACUUCUAAAGCGGGCAAGCCUUAG